Porites lobata is the source of this 2105-nucleotide messenger RNA. The record is from the annotation of a GenBank genome assembly. Lineage: Eukaryota; Metazoa; Cnidaria; Anthozoa; Scleractinia; Poritidae.
AGGAAACUGCACAGCUCCAGAGUAAAGCACUGCAUCAUAAAUAUCGUCGAUAGCUGUCGAAAUCACUCAGAUAGCAAAACUCUGGCCAUAAUGGAAAAGAGCUCUAAAAACUUGAUCUCUAGCUGGCAGUAUUACUGCAAAGAUGGAAUGCUUGACUCCUUUAAAGGCUUCAAAAAGCUGCAGAACUGUCAGGACACAACGCUAGAAAAAAUAAGAAAGUGUGCAAGUUCAUUUUACAAGAAAUUUGACGAGAACAAGGGUAGCCGGUCUUUGUGCAGGUUAGAAUAUUGUAUGUGAUUUUCAUGCAUUCUUCCCUCAGCGAGUGUUCUUGCAUACGCUCUACAACUUAGGUGCACUUUUAGUCAAAAUUAAUUUUCUCCGAAUCCGUUUUCGUUUCAGAAAAUUCUCCAAAGCUAAGAAGUGCAUUAGAACGGCCCUAGAAAGGAACUGCGGCAAGAACUCUUGGGAAAAGAAUGCUGCGAAGCUAUACCAAGACCCUUACAACCCUUAUUGCCCCGGAAGGGUUGAUGUGAAAAGAAAACCAGGUGUGUAUAGCACUUCGUGAUGUACGAGGUGAAUUAAUAAUAAUAAUGAUAAUAAUAAUAAUAAUAAUAAUAAUAAUAAUAGUGAUGAUAAGGGUGAUGAUAAUGUUGAUGCUGAAAUGAAGCCUUGGGAUUAGGCAAAGACACUUCUAUCUUUAUUUUAAUCUAAUUUUCUAUACUUUUUCUUUAUAGUGCCAAGAAGUCCUAGAAGACGGUUCGGAUCAUGCUCAGAAAGUGACUACUUGUCUUUGACCAGAGUCUGCAUCGCAAGCUUCGUGCAAACGCUCCAAAAAAAUCCCAAAACAUCUUGCAGGUUCGUAAGUGUAGUUUGCAUCCUCAGCAUAUUUUUAUCGAUAGAUAACGACGAUAUCACACGGCCGCAAAACACGAGAUGAAAUGCCACACCAUUUACUUUAAGUAUGUUUUUGCUGCGAAAGGCACGAUUUAUUAUGUAGCCACAGCAACGGUGAUACGGAUGAACAUGAAAAACUUGAGUAGUUCAAUAUACAUUUUCUGGCGUUUUUCCUUUCAGACAGGUUUACAUGGACAAGAUCAACAAAUGCGCGAAGAACGUGGCUCUUCACUGCCAUAAAAACGAAUCAAAAUACGAUAGAAGAAACGUGGAGCGAUCCUUCAAUAGCAGAAGCUUUCGAGCCUACCAAGAACAAGUUUAUUGCAAUGGCAUGAACUUACAGGUUCCCCUUCCACCUUCUUUGAAACGACAUCAAUGCUCGAAGAACUUUCUGGCAGAAAAGGGGAGAUGCGAAGACAACUAUGUUAAGACUUACAGAGAGAACAAAGGGGACAAGACUCUUUGUAGGUAUGUAAUUUUUGUAGCUUAAAUUGAAUUAAGGCUAAACGUAAGUAUUCGGUUUCUCAAAUGUGCUCUCGCAUGGGAAACAGGUAGCGCCUCUACACGCCUAGCCUGUGUGCGCAGAGUUAAUAAAACCCCACCUAGUAAUGUCUGCCAAACAGCGCCGAUAUCCUUGUUCUGGGCCUCUUUUACCGCAAGUGAGUUUCGAAUUUCCCUUCAAGCUUACUGGCAAAUUGACAUUUUUUUGUGUGUAACAAGCCAAUCAUGGCGCGUGCUCAAAUCCUGGUACCUAGGCGGGGGCCCACAAUUUCGGCGCUGUUUCGCAGACGGACUAAAUCAGAAGUUUAGUGGCCAUUCCAUGGCUUGCAAAGACUUAGUAUUUAUUCUCUCUCUUUCUUUCUCCAUUUUUUUUCAGGAAGUACGCAGAAGCAAAGGCCUGUGUCAAGAAUGCCACACUUACCCUGUGCAACAUGAAAAAAGAACAAGUGGAAGUUGUAAACUUUUAUUGCGACACGUUUAACCCAUUUUGUUUCAACCUAUCAGACCCACCGAUGGUUAAACGGUCGCUGGUGCCUUUGCCUCGCGUCUCACGCGAGUCAGAUCCCCAGCUCCCCGCGAUUACACCCACUCGAAGUGUAAAAGGAAGCGGUGAAGUGAAAUCUCGGGGAGGGGGUCAGUCAACUAGCCUCGCAAGCUAUCGUUUUGUCCUAGUUUUAUCUGUAGUAGGUUUCAUUCAUACUCUUUCAUAA